GUCGAAUUGCUUGAUGUCCUUGAGGAGUACUUCCAACUUAUUGAAUAUGCUCUAGAUAAAUCAAUCAGAUUUAACAUUUCAUUACAACCGCAUAAAGAUGGUGAAUAAAAUUUUCAAUGUAAUAUGUAUUCAACAUUUCACUCAUUUGUAUUACCAAUCACUUCAUAUGUGACUGUUAUCAAUUAAUUAUUAGCACCUAUUACAUUAAACAAUAUGAUCAUUUUACAAAUUUAUGUGCAUUUACUUAAAUUAUCAUCAUUAUCACUAAUCUUCAUUUUACUAGUAUCUUCUACUAAUUUAUCUUAUCCUACAAAUUCUGUUAAAAGUUUAUUGCCUAGACAAAAUAUCAUUUCUCCAGAAGAUCACUUAACUGAAAUUAUUUCUAAUAAUUCUAUAAAUUAUAGUUGUGAUUUUAAUCAACUACAGUUUUGUUCAUAUGAGCAUUCAUCUGAUUGGAGUUUUCAGUUAAGUUUAACAGAAUUUGCUUUAAAAAUGAAAGAGGCAGCUGAAACAGCUGCUAAAGUUGUUCAAAAUUUUCAAGAAAAAUUGUCACAAAACAAUAAUACCAACAAUACUACAAGAAUCCAGGCUAAAAUAUCAUCAAAUCAAUAUGGGAAUUUCCCAUCUAUUAUUAUUCCAACAAUCAAUUAUUUCCCAUGUUCCACUAAUCAUAAUCAAUAUUCCUAUAUAAAAUUACCAAUUCAUUGGCCUAAAUAUUUUAUAACACAUCAACCAAUUAUACCAAUUGAUGUAACAAUAUCUAAUUUAAGUCAAUCAUCAUCUACUAUGAUUACAUCAUCACAAUUAUCCAGACAAAAACGAUCCAUUAUUUAUCAUCAUCCAAUAAAUCAAUCAUCAAAUCAAUCUAUUCCAUUGAAACAAUUAUUAUAUAGAUUUUCUAAAUUAUAUCCAAUAGCUUGUUUACAAUUGAAAAUACAAUUUCUAUCUAAUAAUAAGGAGGAUAAUGAUAAUAGAUUAGGUAGUCAAAUUGUUUUAAGUUUAGGUUCAAAUAAACAAACAAUUCGAAAUGUGUUCAAUAUUGAAAAAUCAUAUGCAAAUGCAUAUCAUGAAGAUUACAAUGAUGAUGAUGAUCAUCUUAGGGAAAAUAGUGAGACAUCAUCACAUACUUCAUCUCCUCCUCUAUCAAGUAAAUCAUUUAGAAUUGAUUGGUCAAUAUUACGUCAAGAAAUAUCUGAUUUAAAAAAUAAUACAUUACCAUAUCAUGUAUGGAUUAAUGUUUCAAUGCCUAUCUAUCCUACCACUAUCACUACUACUACUACUACUACUACUACUGAUCUUAAUACACUCUAUAAUCAAACUAAUCAUCAUUAUAAUGAAUAUGUAAAUCCUUCCAAACUUUAUGAGACCAUCUUAGAACAAUCUGAUCAUUGGAUUGCUAUAGAUUCUAUACAAUUAUUAUCUAUAUACAGUACAAAUAAUGUAUGCAUUGAUGAUAUCCUAUUGUAUACACAUCAAAAUAGACAAUUCUUAAAAUCAACAUGUCAGAAUAAAUUAAUUUGGAUUAGUAAUAAUAAACAAUCGAAUCAUUCUAGACAAAUUUUAUAUCUUAAUUCAAAUGGUUAUCCAAUAUUAUUGAAUAGAACUAAUUCAUCAUCAUUAUCUAGUCAAUCAAAUCAUCAUCAUCAUCAUAAGAAGAAAGAUAGAAAUAAUUUUAUUCUACAAUCUUUUAAAUCAAUCUAUUCAAAGAAAUAUUCAUUCUAUCGUAGUGUACAUAUGAUAUGGAUAGCUGGUUCAUUAUUAUUAGCAGUAUUUAUUACAUUUUUAGCUAUUUUAUUUAUUAUUACAUUUAGUUUAUCCGUUAUGUGUAAUCAACGUAAAACUGUCAACACUAUUCAUUUGAGUACUACUAAUUCAACUACUGAAAAUAAUAUAAGUAGUCGAAAUGAAAAAUGUAAAAAUAAUAUGCCAUUAUUGUAUGAACCACAUAAUCGUCGAAAAUUCUAUUUAAAUCAUUAUAAUAAAGAGAAUUGUAAUAAUGAAUUAUUAAGAAUUUUAUCAAAUAAUUUACCGAAUAAUUCAUUUUUAAUAGAUUUACAUAAUCAUUUAUCUUCAUCAUCAUCAUCAUCAUUACAUGGUUUAUUAAAUCAUCAUCAAAAUGAAGGAAAACAACAAAAUAAUUCACAACAGAUUAUUAUUACAUCAACAACACAUCAACAAUUUGUAGAUGAUAAUUCAACGGAACUUAGUUUAUGUAUGCAAGAUGAUAAAAAUGAAUUUCUUCGUUCAAUUGAUAGAAAAAUUGUUGACAAUUCAGAUGUAUCUACAACAAGUGCUAUACAAUUAUUACGUAAUUGGAAUUUUUAUAAACAACGUAGUACAUCAUCUUAUGGUUAUUAUUCUUCACCAUUUAGUUCUUCAUCUAACAAUAAUAAUAAUAAUAAUAAUAAUCCUAUAAAACAAUCCAAUGUAAAACAUAAUACAUCAAUGUUAUUAUAUACGGAUCAUCACCACCAUCAUCAUCAGGAUCAUCCAUUAUUUGGAAAAGGUUAUGCUCAUUCUAAUAUAAUUGCCAGUAAUCCUAAUACAUCAAAUUUCAAUGAUAAAUUAGAAGAGAAUGUUAUGUAUCGAUGUCAAUCAAGAAAUGAUACACCGAAUUUACAUACAAUAUCAAAUAUACGUCAAUCUUUAAUAUUAUCCAUUAAUGAUAAGAAUGAAUUCAUUCUAUUACCAUUAUCGAAUUCUAUGAAUCCAAAUGAAUCAAAUCAAAUAUCAUCAACCAUUAAUAAUAAUAGUAGUACAUUAGGUAUGUUAAAUAGUUUAUCUGAAGAAGAUGCUGAAGCAACACGUUUAGAAAUGGCAGCUUCUGUUGGUGCAUUAGAUCAACAAUAUUUACAACAACAUAAUAAUAAUGAUAAUACAUUAGAUCAUUUAGAUUAUACUUUAUCAUCAUUUAUUAGAAAUGAUGAUGAAAGACCACCACCUAGUUAUCAUGAUUCAUCAUCUUAGAAAUUAAAUUAUUUAUUUCUUCAUGAAUUUCGCAUUUCUAAUUGAUUGUUUCCCUCCCCCCUUUUUGUUUUCUAUUCGAAAAAUGAAUUUCUUUAAUAAUCUUUUAGUGAUCACACUGUUUUUUUUUUUUGGUGGUAGGGAAAUGGGAGAGAUAAUGGGACCAAAAUAUUUUCCUCUACCUAUCCUAUCCCUUUUAUCUUGAUUAAUUCAUUACUUACUUUUAUAGACUUCUCCUUGAUUAACUUUGAACUUGUUUAUAAUUGAGGACAUGAUUGACAAAUAUGUAACAGAAGUGAAUCAUCUAAUCUCUAGAUCGAAUCCUUUGCAUUAUUAUCAUCAUCCGAUUAGUAUUGAAAUAUUCUUAAGAUAAACAGUUCAUUUGACAAAUUCACUUUAUGUGAUACAUAAAUCACUUCAUAUUUCUAUUUCCUUCUUUAUAUUAUUAUACUUUUGUCAAUGAGAAUAGCUGGAUUUUCUUUUUUAAUGCAUAAAAAGUGAUUAGGAUUUUACAAUUUUGUUGUGGUUUUUUUUAUUAUUUAUUAUUAUUAUGACUAUGUGAUGUAAUUAUCCUUUUUUUUGUAAAGAAUUUUUUCCCUGUUCACUAAGAAUAGUCAAAUUUUUUUUUAUCGUCCUAGAUACUAAAUCCAUAAAUUGUAUGCACCCACAGACAUAUAUAUAUAUAUACACACACACACACACACAAUCUCUUGACGCCAUUUGGUUUCUAUCGUCUAUUAUCUCUCUCUCUCUCUGUGUAUUUGUCCUACUAGUAAUGUUCCUAUUAUAUAAAGUGUUCUUGUUACUGAAUUACACAUUUUGUUACUUGAUUUAUACUGCUUUUUCGCUUAGGUAGAACAAUGUUUUUUUAUUUAAAUUGAAGUAAUAUAAAUAUCGAAUGUAAUUUUAGCUAAUCCAACCGCAUACAUAGUUGCUUACCAGACCCUGUGACUUCACUUUUAUGACAUCAGUGGUGGUGGUGAUGGUGGUGUCGUCGUGAGGGUGUGUGCAUGGAUUAUAUUUUAAAAUUUGUUUACUUUAUUUCUAUUUAUCUACACUUUUUUUUUUCGAGAACAAAAAAUUAUCUAUUUACAACAAAAAUAUUGAUAGAAUUCAAUAAUUUAAUUUAUUCAACGCCCCCCCCGCCCGCUUUUUUAAAACAAACAUCGAAAUGCUUGAACCUUCAAUGGAUUAGGUAAAUAAUUGUUGUUGUUUAUUUAUUGUUUGGAAUUUUGUUUCAUUUCUAUUUGUAAAUAACAAUAAUAUUAUAUAAUCCAGUCAAACAAUCAGAAUAAAACGGUUUGUUUUUUUUUUAAAUAUGUGUUUGGAUGUAAUUUAAGGCGCCCUUAAAUGCCUCGGUUCGGCCGAGAGUAAGGAGAAUCCACUCUCCCUUUUCAAAUGCUCUCAUAUGGCUAAGCAUACACAGCCACUGUCAGAGAAGUUCUACUCAUUGCCUUCUUGCCACUAGGGUGUUGUUUACGAAAUUGAGAGGAUGAAAAGCGAAUAUUCGGUGAUUUAACCGGGUUGAUGGACACGGCGGAUACACUUAGGGGAGUUACGAAAUUCUGAUUCCAGACCAAUGGUGCACAUAGGUUUCAGUAUCCUGAAGGAACAAAUGGUGUACGAACCAAUUAUUGGUCACCGGCUAGCAUAGGAUUGCAUCUCCUAACGUUGCUCCACUGUCUUAUGGACUAGACGUUUAGGUCGAAGACUCCAGGUAUGGUCGCCUAAGAAAACCACCUGGUUCGGUCUAGGCACCUAUGGAGUAUCUCAGCCGUCACACAAAUUGAAUUAUUUAUUUAUCUAUUUGGUGCGUCGUUGUGUUGAAAUAAAUAGAAUAAAUAAGAGAUAAUUCCAGGUAAUAUAGUUAAACUUUAUUGAAUAACUCUAUCGUACAGUUUACUAUUAUACUGUGAAAUUGGUAUAGUAUAAGGGUUUAACUAGUUAUUGGACGACAUUUGAGCGAAGCUGAGGUGAACUUGACAGUGUCUACAUAAUACCUACGAUGAAAUGAAGCUCAUAAACCAAUGUAAGGAAUUAGAAAUAUAAUUUACGGUUGUUGAUUAGGGUUCGGAAAUAGAUUUUGGGUUUUUCAUUACGAACGAAUAUCAGCUAUAAUGCCAAAACUUUAUUUAACCAAAUGGAUGAGUGAAUUUCACGUCAAAAUCCAAGACCUGUCAUCUUAAAUCUGAUUAAUUGGUUCAUAAAUUAUAGUCUAGCCUCUAUGCUCCUCUGCAGAUGUAGGUAUACCUCUUACCUCCAUUAUUGUAAAUCAAUAAUCAAACUGUUUCAUUAUGAACGUAUUGAAUAGUAAGCAAUCUUUUUUUUCCAUAUAAAAUCAAAUAUACUCUAAUUUCAGGAUAUAGGAAUUGGUUAACAAAUUUUUCAGAAUGUAAGUAUAGAUUAUUCUGAAAGUUCUUUAGGUAUUUUGUUGAUUGCCUUUAAUAGUUACUUAUCACAAUUCAAUCACAGUAGAAAGAACAGUCUACACAAUUCACUGCAUUAAUUACACUAUAAUAGUUGUAAACAUAGAAUAAAACGAAAGUACUGCUAGUGUUGAAACAAUUUGAUAUUUUCAAACUGAAUAAAUUCGCACAAAUCACAUAAUCAAACAGAAAUCCAAUGCUCAUAAUUAAUUAGCCUUGAUGUUAUUUUCAAAGUAUCGAUGAUUCUUAAUUAAUUAACCUCAAUCGGAUUGAAAGUGAAAAAGACAUCACGAACACAAGUGAGUGAGUACAUAUUGCAUAGGCAGGAUUUUGGGAAUAUGGCUGAAUGGAUUCUUGUUAAGUAAUCCAAGCACAACGUCAUCUCUAAUACAUAUAUGAUGUUUCUGAACUCGAUUCGAGGUUUUCAGUGUGGAUACAAUAAAUGUCAUAUAAACUAUUUUCCGAAAAAUACAACUCUUCAUGAUUCAUCAGGUAAUUGGCAGUAAUGAUACUGUUAUAUCCAGAAGGUUGUUCUUGAUAUACCGCGUAUAACGUGAGUAACAGAACGCCAAAACCCUUCCAACUCGCGAUGAGAAGACAGAAGAAUAAUGAAACGAACAAUAUUCCCAGAAAGUGUAAAUUAUGUUACAAAAUUGUAGGUUAUUUGUAGUUUUUAGUAAGUCAUUAUCAUUAAUAUUGUCAAAUGGUGAAGCUCCAUAAAGAAAUUCUACAACAUUCUUCUAAAACCUGAUUCCAUGGAAUAUCUUCGGCUCCUUUUGAGCCUCCUAAAGCUACAUCGAGUCCAAACGUGGUGCGUCCACACAGAUGAUAACCAAGGUGGAGUGAGGUCGGAAACUGUAAGUAUAUACAUACAUAAAAUAACAAUAAUUCACCUCAAACUCACCAACACCAAUCAACAAAAUCAUACAUACAAUAACACCACAGCAACACUGCACCACUAUCAUUCACAAUACUCACACAACAACACUACACAAUAUCCAUCAAUUAUACACACUAAUCUACCACACCCUUACCAAACAACUCACAGAUACACAACACAGACAAAACUGUGUGGUGAUGCACAAAAUCAUUCACAGUGCAUCAACAACUAAUUCAAUCUACCUCUGGUUCUUACGCCCAGUGACUGAAGUACAUCCAGGCGCCUUUGCACACAGGACACAGCACACCACCAUCAAUAUCCAAUAACCACCACACGUCAAUCUAACAACCGAUCUAUACAUCUAUCCACCUAUCCACUUAUCAAUCAAUCAAUCAAUCUAUCUAUCUAUCUAUCUAUUUAUCUAGCUAGCUAGCUAGCUAUCAAACUACCAACACUUGGUCCAAACACCCAUUCAUUCAAUCAUUUCAAAUCACAAACACUUCUUUCAUACACACCAACAUAUAUUGUCACGUACUACAACACCAACAAUAUACACACGUCAAAAAACAAUGCAUUCAAUUCUCUAUCACUAAUCUAUUACAACAACAAAAUACACUAGCACCAUACGCAUCG
Messenger RNA from Schistosoma haematobium, 6903 nucleotides. RefSeq lists its product as uncharacterized. Bases 214 to 2967 code for a protein of 917 amino acids. The record is from RefSeq and is a predicted model, not a curated record. NCBI's taxonomy places the organism in Eukaryota, Metazoa, Platyhelminthes, Trematoda, Strigeidida, Schistosomatidae. The transcript is spliced from 5 exons.